Messenger RNA from Letharia columbiana, 972 nucleotides. RefSeq lists its product as uncharacterized. Gene Ontology annotation, cellular component: nucleus; spliceosomal complex. Gene Ontology annotation, biological process: nuclear DNA replication; mitotic DNA damage checkpoint signaling; mitotic DNA replication checkpoint signaling. The transcript has a single exon. Lineage: Eukaryota; Fungi; Ascomycota; Lecanoromycetes; Lecanorales; Parmeliaceae. Gene Ontology annotation, molecular function: nucleic acid binding; zinc ion binding. Bases 1 to 972 code for a protein of 323 amino acids. The record is from RefSeq and is a predicted model, not a curated record.
AUGGCAGACGUCCGCUCCCUCCUCCGCAAUGAACGCGCUCAACGCCGAAUAAAACACCCCCAAGCCUCAUACUCAGCUACAGGUACCUUAGAAUGCGCCGUUUGCCAUAUACCACUAAAAUCAGACGUCGAAGUAUGGGACAAACACCUCAAAUCUACGCAGCACGCGAUGCGGCAAGAACGACUACGAUUGAGCACAUCCCAACGCCCAAACAGCUCCAAUCGACCAGAAAGAGCUGGAGAAGCAAGCAGUCGAGAAGUUAGCGCAGGAAGCAAGAAGCGGAAAGCAGACGAUGGGGACGAUGACUCGCGGAAGCGGACGAGGCCUGUCGUAGACGUACCUGGAGGCUUCUUUGACGAAGCCAUCGAGGCCAAUAACGCGAAUACCAAGCCUGUUAUUGAAGAAACGAACCUGCCAUUGGAACGAGACGCAGUCACGAAACCACUCCAAGGCUUCGUCCGUGCGAACGGUGCUCCUCCAAACCUGGCCCCCAUAAAUCCUCUCACCAACCCCACAACCCAGCCGUCAGCAGCCCCCAUUGACGAGAACGAAUGGGCAGCCUUCGAACGCGACGUCGCUACUCCACCUCCAGAUCCCUCUGCUCCCACUGCUCUCACAGCUGCUGCAACUAUCACUGCUGCGCCUAUGACCGCAGCCGAACUAGCAGCACAGUCCCGCGAGCAAGCCAGUUUGCAAGGCAGGGAAAGAAGAGAAGCGGAAGUGGAAGGGGAGAAAGAAGAUGCCGCUAGGGCGCUGGAGGACGAGUUUGAUGAGAUGGAGGGGCUUGAGGAAAGGGUCAGACGGUUGAGGGAGAAGAGGGAGGAGUUGAGAUUACGGAGGGCCAAGGAAGCUAAUGAAAGGCUCGAAGACGGAGCGAAGGACGAAGAGGGCAAGCGUGCUGGCGGGGUGGAAGAGGAUGAAGAAAGUGAAGAUGAAGAGGACGAUGACGGAUGGGGUGCUUGGGGGAGGUGA